GUUGAGCUUGGCCGCCUGGCGUUGGUGAAAAGAACCACCUAUGGAACUGCUUCUGAUACACCACUAGCAAGUUAGGCCUACUAUCUGUGGCGUUUGUUUUUUGGUUGGUUGUCAUGUGUAUUCGGUGUACACAGUGGUGGUGGUAAAUGCGUGCCCGAGUUGCUGGCGUAUAGUUUCACAUAGUAACAAGAGGAGAUUGUAUGGUUGCUGCCUCAUGCGGCGAGCCUUCGUAAAUAUCUGCGGUGUUUUGUUGCGGCAGCGACAGCGACGGGUGAGCAAGGCAACGGCUAGAGAACCGUAGGUGGGCGCUUUUGAUGCAGAAGGGAAGCGCCUCUUACUACGACCGCUUGGACCCCGUGAAACGCCCUGCUUCUGGUGGUCCGGAGGAUCUGGGACAGCAUGCGCCUCGAAGAAUGGCCAUUAUGAGUGAAAUUGAGGAACAGGAGCGGAAAAUAGUGAAUGAAUUCUGUCAUUUGCUGGAAAAGUCCAAACAACUCUUCAACGGUUUGAGGGACCUUCCGCAAUAUGGGCACAAACAAUGGCAAGCUUACUUCGGAAGAACAUUUGACGUAUAUACGAAAUUAUGGAAAUUUCAGCAACAACAUAGGCAAAUUUUGGACAUUAAAUAUGGUUUGAAAAGAUGGCAAAUAGGAGAGAUUGCCUCGAAGAUUGGACAGUUAUAUUACCAUUAUUACCUAAGAACAAGUGAAACCAACUACCUGAAUGAAGCAUUCUCAUUUUAUGCGGCCAUCCGUGCCCGAGGAUAUUAUUCCAAGGCGAGCAAAGAAGAGAGCUUGCCUUACUCCCACCGCUCAGAUUUAAUGGUGAAAAAAUUGCGUUAUUAUGCUCGUUUUAUUGUCGUCUGUCUCCUGCUCAAGAAGAUGAAGCUUGUGCGGGACCUAGUGCGGGAACUUGCCAAGCAGAUUGACGACUACACUGCCACAUACGAGCCAGAGGACCAGCUGGAAUGGUCCCUUGUGUUGGGCGAGAUAAAGUCUUUUAUUGAUGCUGACAACCUGGUGAAUGUGGUGGAUCUGGACUCGUCCUCUAUAGUGCUUUCCCAUCGACUGAGCCCCUUAAAUACCCCACCUAUGGAGAAAGUUCCCUCCAGUCAUCUCAGCUUGCAGGAAAUUCUCAUCAUAGGCAACUGCUGUGACCAAAUGGCGGACCCUCCCCAGGUGAAGUUCAGCGAGCUGACGCUGGACAUGUUCCGGAUGCUGCAAACAUUGGAGCGGGAACCACAAGAAGAUACAACACAGCUCUAUGAUGCUUCACCUGCUCCUGGAAGGGUACCUUUUCCAUUGGUCUGUCUGCAGCCCGAGAAUGGAGGCACAGGUGAUAGCCGUACUGGCAAGCGUGAGAACCCACACAAGUACCUGCUGUACAAGCCCACCUUCAGCCAGCUGUUUGUGUUCCUGGCUUCGGGCUUCAAGGAGCUGCCACCCAACGGUGUGCUGCUGCUCUAUGUGUCUGCUGAUGGCAGCUUCCCCAAUGUUAAGCACCCUGAGGAGGUUGGUUAUGACUAUGGUGGAGUGACCACCAACAGCAAACGAGAACCUGAUCAUUCCAACAAGCGCAACAUCCAGCUCAAAGAUAUGCACUGUCUGUACCCUGGUGACCUGUAUCCGUACACACGGAAGCCACUCUUCCUCAUCAUGGAUAGCGACAACAGCCAUGUGUUCCAGCACAUGCCGCGCUUUUUUGGCCAGCCACUGGUGGCGCUCAUGUCUCCUGAAGAUGUGCCACCUGCUUUCCAUGACCAACAGCACAAGGGCAACCUGCUGACACUGUUCCUGCACAGUCCUUUGACAGCCCUGUGUUUCGUGUGCCAUGUAGUCGAUGUGCCAGUCUCCCUUUGGGACAAGGCCCUGGGUCAUCUUAACCGCUUUAUGGCGGAGGCCAGCCGUGUCCUCAUACGCUCCCGCAGCAUAGAUCCCGCAUACUUGCAAUUCUAUGGUGAUGACUUCCUAAGGUUGUUGAUGCUGAGGUUUAUCUUCUGUCAUGUUGUCCUAAAACUACAUCGAAUGUUCAAGAUUAAGUAUUCGGUGGGGGACCCAGAGAACUUGUAUCAGAGGAUGCCUCAGGCAGCCAUGGGCACGCCUCCCUACCAGAGCCUGCCGGGGUCCAACUACCUGCCUCGGUCGCACCCGCCAAUCCCCGAGAGUGAGGUCUUGGACCAUCCAGCCCUACAGCGCACCAUUUUGGAGCUCGCAGAAGUGCUGGAUGUGCGUUCUCUCUUUUCUGAGAUAGAUGAAGCUGACUGACAGGCGGUAAUGUUCACCCUGGCCUGAGUGGGCAAAUGCCACAAGCUUAAGCAGUCUUUCUUCCUUUUCUGCCCACCUUCCUGCCUCCUCCUGCGAGCCUUGACACACAAGUGGGUGCUGUUUGUCCCCUGACACUUAACUCCCUCUGCUCUCCUGCAUACACUGUGGUCAGUCAUUGCUGCCAUGUUUGCUUGGUGACUUGCUGUAUUUGGUCCUUUACUAAUGCUGAGGAACAGAUUCCUUUUAUGUUGCUCUUAUUCUGUAAAGGAAAUUUCACUAGCUCAGCUGUAUUCAGCUCUGGUGAGCAGCUGUUAGACAAUGGAAGUCCUAAAGAGGGCUCUUUUGUAUUCGGAUCAAAGUCGAAAUAGGCUUUAGCCAUCGGAAAGGGUAAUAAAUGCACUGCCAAAAGUUACUCUGGAGUUUAUGUUACGGAAAUCCUAAAUGCUACUCAGCUCAUCCAUAGCUUUUUUUUUUUAAUUGGAACUUGUUUCUAAGCAUCCAGGCCUUGCCCUCUUUAGUAUGUUUUUCUCUUUUUUUUAGUGUUGUGAAGGAACCCAUUAGUGUACAAGCCCAAAGCAGCUGAGGCACAUCUGUUAUGCAAUUGUGUUGAUGAAAUGCCUAACUUCACGGCUAUUGUUUGUCAAUUUGCUCCCAAGGAAUGACUUCACUGUUUGUUUUUGUGUGCCAGGCUAUUUUAGUUAUACGUGCUGGGUUUUUAUAAGCAACCACUGAAAUCUCUUAGGGAAAUGAAAAAUUUAGGAAACUGUAAGCAUCCACAAGUGCUUGUUGCCGAUUUGCUGGCCAAACUACAGCUUUGUGUUGUCAUCUAGAUGCAAGCUUGAUGUUUGAUAAGGAAUUUGUUUUUUGCUUGUGCAACGACAUAUCGAGAGAUUGGUUCCACAACAUGAGCAACCUUUUCUCCUUGCAUUCUGUGAAGUAAGAAGUGGACUUUGCAGCUGAAGUGUGAUCGAUAUUCAGCUAUGUACACAUGCGAGUUGUGAGUUGCAUGGUAGUGGCUGAUAGUUGCUUGUUGGGUUGCUGUGUCUUUUCUUUUCAGGAUCAAUGAACAGCACUUCAUUGUUUAAAAGGUACUUGCUGAUACUGUAUAUACAGAGGGCGCAAUGCUGUUCAUAUUUUAUUUUGUGCCUCUGCUGUACAUGUUUAUUUUGUCUCUUUCUCUUUAACAGGACUUCUGGUAAUGCUAAAGCUUUAUGGCAAAAAAUAAGCUUGAAAGUUAUCUGUCACUUUUGUCUUACAAACCAUGGUUUGUGGGCACUAGGUGAAUAACUAGGAAUUUUCCAUGCCUGCAAAAAAGUCAUAGCACACUGGACAAAGGUAGAACAGUCCCUUUGAUCUUAUACUGUAAGCAAUAUAUUUACAGCAUCGUUAGGAGACUUUACUGACACAUUUAUGUUUUUUGGCAUUCCACAAAUGGAUUAGUUAUGCCUGUUCAAUUAUUUUAAAGAUGCAAAUUCUACUUCUUUCUUAUAUUCAUACUUUCAAAAUCAAUUCAUUAUCACUUUAAAGUAAAUUAUUUUUGUACUGAGGUUUCGUCAAUUGUACUUGGUUUCUGAUUGUUAAUGAGCUGAAGUAUGUGAUUUCGCAAACGUUAUAUGUGUUCCGCACGAGAAAUCUUAGCCAGUGCAGUUGGGCAGAGUCACCAUUAAAUAACUGUAUUUGUUCUUUUAUGUCUCAACAACGAGGAGGAGUUAGUCUACCAUUUCAAGCACAUGUGACAUAUCUGUGUGUUGAGGAUUGUCUGUAAUAUUGCUGUCACAUUAAUUUAACAUAUUGAGUGGCUGACCGUACUAGCACAAAUUUUGUCUCAAGUAUGGUCAGAAAUCAUCAUAAUGUCUUACAAAGUGAAGCUAACCAUAUCAGCAGUAGUCUGACUGCACCCAAUUAUUUGAUUGCAUGAGUCACUGUCAAGCCUGUUAUAGUUGCACUUAGUCAUGUCGCUAUCUUUCUUUUUUCCUUUCUAAACUUUUAUGACAUAUGCGCACAAAGCAUAGCACAGGGUGACAUUUAUUUUGCUUCACUUUCUAGCAUCACUUGCUAGCCUGUUGCUAGUUUGUCUUUUGCCAUGCUAUGUUUGCAGAAACCUUCGUAGUCCACUGAAAAGUAGGUCAGGUUUUCACCCAUGUAUAGAAGGCUGCUGCGCAUAAGAGCACAGUGCUGUAAAAGUACUUUCUAAUGCAAGGUCUUCACUGCUUAGAUAGUAUCUGAAGAAAACUGUUGUUGCUUCUGUAUAACCCACAGUAGCACUACUUCACCCCUUUGAUAACUGGGCGCAAAGUGUAGGUAUAAAUUGUUUGCUGGCCAAGAAGAUGGGCUACUCUGCUGCCUUGGGAAACAGUAUUGUGCACAAGCAUUGGCAUUUUACUAGUACUUUAUGUUGCAUAGCACAUCACCCAGUGUACCUUCGUUUCUAAAAAAGAUAGAAUGAAGAGGGCUUGCUUUGUCUGUGGCUAUAUUUAGGUGUACAUUAAUUGAGAGAAUUCUAUGAGAUAGUUAUGCUUCACAAUAUCGUAGUGAAACCUUUAGUUUUGAGAACUAGGUGAACUCUGCGACAUAAACAAACUUAAUAUAUAUAAUUGAAAGAUGAAGGUUUUGCUGGUUAUCUGCUCCACGUCAGACCUUCAGUUUGUGCCUACCUUACCAAAUGAUGCAGCUGUAGCAGUGUAGUUUGCUGUGUCUGUGGGACUUUAGGGCAGAAUCAGCUUUCUGUUCCCCAAUCUGUGUUUUGAUGGAGGUGCAUGCAGCCAGGAAGCAGUUGCAUGAAUGCUUUUGUUAGUUUGCAAGUGAUACCUUCAAACUCUAAGCAAAUGGUGUAUCUUGCUGUAUUUUAGUGAUUAGUUCAGUCAGUUGUGCAUCUUUCUAAAUAUUUAGAGCUCAUUGUGCAAAAACAACCAAAAAGAAGCUUUCUGUCGUCUUGCACACUGAAUUUUGCUUUCACUGAAUUCUCGUGUAUAGUUUGAUGAGAAGGAUUACAGGAAACAAAGUUAGGCCUUAAUGAUUCACACGAAAUAUUUACGCAAAAAACUACUGACACAGUACAUCGUUACGUAAUAUUUUAUCCUUGAAUGCAUUCGUUCACUGGUCUUAAGAAAAUGUAGAACCACAAGCCUUUUUUUAUAUAUAUAAUGGCCAGAAUGGAGCUGAUUAAACUUACCAUUUUUUCUAAAGGUCUCAGAAAAAUAUUGACUCAUGACUUUUAGUAGAAUCACCACAACUUAUUUGGAGUCUGUUUUUAAAGGUAGUUCUGAUGUAAAAUUUUAGUGGUGUAUUUUCUGCUGCAACUAAUGGUUCAUACAGGUUACCUGCUACAGAAUUUCGCUUUGGUUACGUUUGUUAUAAGUCUAGUAUAUACCACUGAGGCAAUCUUGGCAAGUCCGCAGAGCUGGUAACAGUGUAGCUUUCUUAAUAGCAGCCUUUUAACAAACCUAAGUGAACGAUAUGUGCACAUGGUGGUUGCCAUUGGGGUGCAAGUCCCAGCGUGCCACUUCUGAGCUAUUUCAGCAUGCCACAGACAUCUAUGGGCAGCAGCUUUUCUCAGAAUUCAUGACAAGCAGAUACACAAUGAAGGUCAUGCAUCACUCCUGGUGAGGAUUAAUGAGCGCCUUUUUUUUUUUUUUUAGCUUCAUUAUUACAAAUGGCUAUUUUUGCUAGCUUUUUGUGACACUUCCACUCAUAUUUCAAAAAACAAAAAGUUUUACAUGAAAACUCCUCUAUAGCUACACUAUAUUCAAGUAGGUUUUUUUUUACACAGUCCAAAAAUUUGUUGUAGGUGGCCUUCAACUCAAAAGUUAUGUGUAAGCUAAUUUGCUGUAGCAUGCAGCAAACAAUUAAGUACAUCCUUUUUUAUUAUGACGAUUUAGGCUAAUGUCAAUAGCACCAUUAUGUUGUCACUCAUUAUGGUCUGCAUAUAUGGCAAUCACACAAUAUUAAUAACUGUUAAUCAGUGUGCUAGAUGAGCUAACUGGUGUUGUAGCUAUGCUGUGCCACAGAAGGCUUAGUGGGAAACCUGCUAAGUAAGUUUAAUUAGAGGGCUUAGAUAAGUGCACUGAGAAUGCAAACCAUCUCUUGUGCCACGAAACCA
Messenger RNA from Rhipicephalus sanguineus (brown dog tick), 6363 nucleotides. Its product is annotated as protein SCAI. The coding region runs from base 315 to 2264 and encodes 649 amino acids. Gene Ontology annotation, molecular function: transcription corepressor activity. Gene Ontology annotation, cellular component: nucleus. The transcript has 14 exons. Lineage: Eukaryota; Metazoa; Arthropoda; Arachnida; Ixodida; Ixodidae. Gene Ontology annotation, biological process: DNA-templated transcription. The record is from RefSeq and is a predicted model, not a curated record.